CCUCAGCAGCAUUACAUAAAACUCCGAAAAUCCUGCUGAAAAUAGCCCGCCUGACUCCGCUUUAACGGAGCUGCAACAAGUCCUCUGACGGACAGUGGAGCGUUUGGUUUUCAUUAGAUUGUCUCGACACUGACCCCCUGCCCCAUCUACAGUAAUGUGAAACCAGCACGCUGGCAGGCGCACUGUGCGGAAGAGAGCCGAGCGGAGCUGAUGCAGUCUGCUCUGCUUCACCCGGUCCGCAGGCUGGACACACAGCACCGCAAGCUCCACGACUGAUCGCUGCAAUGGCCAGCAAGUAGUAUCCGCGGGCAUCGAUGCUACACUAGUCUUCUCGGAGGGAUUAUUUGUUGUUCCUGGAGGUGUGAUCGCAGCCAUGAUGUGCUGUCAGACUCCCAGAAGUUUACGAAGUGGCGACGGGGGCUUCGCUCCUCUGCUGGCCGCUGCGCUGCUCAGCCUGUUCGUAGGGAUGAACCAGAGCACCGCGUUCCCCUCCUGGAGGUUAGAGGAAGAAGCUCACACCACUGUGUUGCUCAUUGGGAUCCGAAAAGAGGCCCGGUCACAAGUGCUUCACCUCUCCAGGAACAAGCGCUACACCCUCACCCCGGAGCAGCUCAAAUGGGACAAGUUCAAGCUGACGUACAAGUUGCUCUCCUUUCCCACAAACUUGAUAAAUGCCAGCGACACACGGCGGGGCAUUGCCAAGGCUUUUGGCAUGUGGAGCGACGUCUCGCCGUUCAGCUUCAGAGAGGUGCCAGCUGACCAAGACGCAGACAUUAAGAUUGGCUUCUACCCCGUCAACCACACAGACUGUUGGCAGUCCCACUUGCACCAUUGUUUCGACGGCAUUACAGGAGAAUUGGCUCAUGCAUUCUUCCCGCCAACAGGCGAGAUACACUUUGACGACGACGAGUACUGGAUUCUGGGAAACAUGCGCUUCAGCUGGAAGAAAGGGGUUUGGCUGACGGAUCUUGUUCAUGUGGCAGCUCAUGAAAUUGGCCAUGUCUUGGGACUCAUGCACUCCAUGGACCCGAAAGCUAUAAUGCACCUUAACGCAACAUUGACAGGGCGCAAGCUAAUCACACAGGAUGAGGUGUGGGGUAUGCAUCGUCUGUACGGAUGUUUGGACCGGUUAUUUAUCUGUCCGGCCUGGGCUCGAAAAGGCUAUUGCGACAGCAAGCGCAAGCUGAUGCAGAAGCACUGCCCCUCCAGCUGUGAUUUCUGUUACGAAUUCCCUUUCCCCACUGCAGCUCCCACUCCAGCCCCGCCAAGGACCAAACAUAAGCUAGUGGUCGAGGGCAAGAAGCUUACUUUUCGUUGUGGGAAGAAAAUAGCCUCAAAGAAAGGCAAAGUAUACUGGUACAAGGACGGGGAGCUGCUGGAGUUCUCUCACCCGAACUACAUCUCCUUGAAAGAUGACCACAUCACUAUAGUGGCCAACGCCAUCAAUGAAGGCACAUACACCUGCAUUGUGAAGAAAAAAGACAAAGUUCUCACUAACUACUCAUGGAGGGUACGUGUGCGCUUCUGAGGGUCAUGCCAGCUCCUCUGCACAUUGAACGGGACACAUUCACAAAUACAGUCCCCUGGAGACCUCAUUCACUAUGGGCACGUUUUUUUUAUUAAUGUCUUCCCUGUAUCUUCCACAUACAGUUCUCUAUUGUUGAAUGUGACUGUGUAAAUGCAUUUUCAUAUGUGCAAAAAAUAAAUGUUCCAUGACACGUA
Messenger RNA from Amphiprion ocellaris (clown anemonefish), 1722 nucleotides. RefSeq names its product matrix metallopeptidase 23ba (gene mmp23ba). The record is from RefSeq and is a predicted model, not a curated record. Gene Ontology annotation, biological process: collagen catabolic process; extracellular matrix organization; proteolysis. Bases 374 to 1528 code for a protein of 384 amino acids. Gene Ontology annotation, cellular component: extracellular matrix. Gene Ontology annotation, molecular function: metalloendopeptidase activity; zinc ion binding. NCBI's taxonomy places the organism in Eukaryota, Metazoa, Chordata, Actinopteri, Pomacentridae. The transcript is spliced from 8 exons.